Molecule: messenger RNA, 762 nt
Organism: Metopolophium dirhodum (rose-grain aphid)
Lineage: Eukaryota; Metazoa; Arthropoda; Insecta; Hemiptera; Aphididae
Exons: 5
Coding region: 1-762 (253 amino acids)
Cellular component (GO): nucleus
Source: RefSeq, a predicted model, not a curated record
AUGUCUAAGCAGCAUUCAAGGCCCACCCAAUCGCAGAUGAAAUCUUUGGUCGAACUUAUGACCAAAGAUCCUUUAUUGUGUGCCGGUAAAUUUACCCAAACCUUCACACAAAAAUCUGGUAAACAAAAAUGGGAAGUUAUCGCAGAACAACUUAACGCGUUACCGGGAGCUGAAAAAAGCUGGGACAAAUGGAAAAAAACAUGGCAAGAUACAAGAUCCGCUACAAAAACCAAAGCUGCAGCUAUCAAGCGACAUAUCGGAGGUACUGGCGGUGGACCUACUUGUGCCAUUCAGCUGAACGAUAUUCAACAAGAUGCAUUACUUUUAAUGAGUCCGGCAUCAGUAAGUGGUCAUUCUAAGUCCAAGGAAUCAAAUGUGGAAUUUAUUUAUGAAAUUACCGAAAAUGAUGUGACGCUUGAUACUAAUGAUUAUAUCAUCGAAGAAGUAGCUGAUAUUGAAUCUGACAAUGAAAACAAAGAUUACUCAAUCGCUGCCCCUAAACCAAUAGCGGCCAAUGAUAAACAGCCAAUCAUUGCACCAUUUUCACCUAAAUCAGAUAUAAAAGGGAAAAUGUCUACUGCAGCUAGGUUAACUGCAAGUAAUAGAGCUGCAAAUAACCUAUACAGUAUUUCGGAGAAAAAAUAUGAUUUGAAAGCAGCAUAUUAUGCAAAAAAAAUAAAACUGAUGGAAGAUAAAAAUGUGAUAUUUAAGAACCUAACAAAUGUACUUACUACAUUGACUGAGCAAUUAUCAAAACCAUAA